This is a messenger RNA of Rhea pennata, 5615 nucleotides long. RefSeq names its product ariadne RBR E3 ubiquitin protein ligase 2 (gene ARIH2). Bases 744 to 2216 code for a protein of 490 amino acids. Gene Ontology annotation, molecular function: ubiquitin protein ligase activity; ubiquitin conjugating enzyme binding; zinc ion binding. The record is from RefSeq and is a predicted model, not a curated record. Lineage: Eukaryota; Metazoa; Chordata; Aves; Rheiformes; Rheidae. Gene Ontology annotation, biological process: ubiquitin-dependent protein catabolic process; protein polyubiquitination; positive regulation of proteasomal ubiquitin-dependent protein catabolic process. Gene Ontology annotation, cellular component: ubiquitin ligase complex; cytoplasm. The transcript is spliced from 18 exons.
CCUGCCCCGCCGCCGCCCCGGCCCGCACUCACGCUCGAAGUCCGAGUCCGAGUCCUCGUCGCCGCGGUCGGGCUCCUCCUCGCCGUUGGACUCGGUCUGCAUGGGCUCCCCGUCGAAGUUGACCCCCCUGCGGCCGCCGCCGGCCGCCGCCGCGGCCUCCUGGUCGCGGGCAUCCCGCAGGCGGGCGAAGUAGUCGGCGGCGAAGCCGAGGAGGUCGGACGGCCGGUGCCGCAGCACCUCCACCGUGUAGCCCUGCAGCAGCUCGAACGAAGCUAACGGCUUUGUGUAAUAACAAGAAAAUAGAGGCUGUGGAGGCUGAUGGAAACUCUGCUUCUCAUCGUCCAUCAUCUUCAGUAUUUAGCUGUAUUUAUAGCAUAAGGAAGCUUUUUUACAGCUUUCUUCAGAUAUUUAUCACAUUCACUGGAAGAGAAAGUGACAAAGGGAUUUCAGAGAAAAAAUGCGAUCAGGACUUCCAGAGAGAGAUCCAAAUACCAAAGAUGAGAUUCCACCACCUACAACAACAAAGCCAGCAAACAACUGCCAAUGUUAACUCCAGUCUUUAGCUUCAGAUAUUAAUAUCACAACAUUUUGAGCCAUCAGUGUUUCUUUACAAAACAAAAAGACACACAUUUGGAAGAAGUAGAUGGAAACAGAGCUCAGAUGAAAUCAAAAGAACGAUAAAGUUUGUUGGAGAAAAAGAAGCUACAUUUGCUUUCCUGGUCUGCAGUUGACAGGGCAUUAAGAUGUCCGUGGACAUGAACAGCCAGGGCUCUGACAGCAAUGAAGAGGAUUAUGACCCUAAUUGCGAGGAGGAGGAAGAGGAUGAGGAUCCUGGGGAUAUUGAGGAUUAUUAUGAUGGGGUAGCUAACGACGUGGAGCAGCAGGGAGCAGAUGCCUUUGAUCCAGAGGAGUAUCAGUUCACCUGCCUGACUUACAAGGAGUCGGAGAGCACUCUGAAUGAACACAUGGCCAGCUUGGCUGCCACGUUAAAGGUAUCGCAUGCUGUUGCUAAGCUUGUUUUAGUUAGUUUCCACUGGCAAAUCUCAGAGAUUUUGGAAAGGCACAAAUCUAAUGCUGCCCAGUUGCUAGUAGAAGCACGAGUUCAGCCCACCUCAUCCAAACACGCAAUGGUACAUUCCUCUCAUCACUGCGCAGUGUGUAUGCAGUUUGUCCGGAAGGAGAACUUGCUCUCUCUGGCUUGUCAGCACCAGUUCUGCCGCAGCUGUUGGGAGCAGCACUGUACAGUGCUCGUCAAGGAUGGUGUCGGAGUUGGGGUCUCCUGCAUGGCUCAGGACUGCCUGCUUCGGACACCAGAAGACUUUGUGUUUCCAUUGCUGCCUAGUGAGGAGCUGAAAGACAAAUACAGGCGCUACCUCUUCAGGGACUAUGUGGAGAGCCAUUAUCAGCUGCAGCUGUGUCCUGGUGCGGACUGCCCUAUGGUCAUACAGGUACAGGAGCCGAAAGCCCGGCGAGUGCAGUGCAAUCGUUGCAAUGAGGUCUUCUGCUUCAAGUGUCGGCAGAUGUACCACGCACCCACAGACUGUGCUACCAUUCGGAAAUGGCUCACCAAGUGUGCAGAUGACUCCGAAACAGCCAACUACAUCAGUGCUCACACUAAAGACUGCCCCAAGUGCAAUAUCUGUAUUGAAAAGAAUGGAGGCUGCAAUCACAUGCAAUGCUCCAAAUGCAAGCAUGACUUCUGCUGGAUGUGUCUGGGAGACUGGAAGACUCACGGCAGCGAGUACUACGAAUGCAGUCGGUACAAAGAGAAUCCUGAUAUUGUAAACCAGAGUCAGCAAGCACAGGCCAGGGAGGCCCUUAAGAAGUACUUGUUCUAUUUUGAGAGGUGGGAGAAUCACAAUAAAAGCUUGCAGUUGGAGGCACAGACAUACCAACGAAUUCAGGAGAAAAUCCAAGAAAGAGUUAUGAACAACUUGGGAACAUGGAUAGACUGGCAAUACCUACAAAAUGCUGCAAAGCUGCUUGCAAAGUGUCGUUACACCCUGCAGUACACAUAUCCGUAUGCCUACUACAUGGAGUCGGGUCCCAGAAAGAAACUGUUUGAAUACCAGCAGGCCCAAUUGGAAGCUGAAAUUGAAAAUCUCUCAUGGAAGGUGGAACGAGCAGAUAGCUAUGACAGAGGGGACUUAGAGAAUCAGAUGCACAUAGCAGAGCAGAGACGGAGGACCCUGCUGAAAGACUUCCAUGAUACAUAAGGCAGGAGAAAGUGACAGAGUGCAGGGGUGAGAGCAGCGAGUGAAGUGAUGGCAGCUUCACCGUGAUAAGCAGGCACUGCCUCUGGGAGAACAUGGCCAAGGACAAAGCCUCCCCUCCCCUUGCAAGUCAGACACAUGCAAACACCACAUCUUAGUCCAGUUUGUUCUCUUAUCUUUCUGUUUCUGUUUCUGCCAGGCUAGAGGCCAGAGUUCAGAUUGGCAUAUUUCCUGGGACAUUUCCCCUCCUGCCCUUGAUGGUUUCAGAAGGGGAGGGAGUUUUUUCUCUGAAUGGCUGUUAAUAGUAUUAGAUAAUUACAAUUUAUGUAAUUUUCAACGGUUGUACAAUUAUACAAACAAACCUUAGAAUAACACACAACCCUUUUUAAAAAUAAAUUGGCAGUGGAGUGUUUUUCCUUAAUCUGCUUGUAAAUUUAAUGGGCUUUUCCUCUUCUCCCCUCCUCUGACCCAAAAGUCCUCCAAGGCACUGAAGGAGGUCACCAAAUAACUCUGCUAGAUCUCCUGAUCCUCCUCUAACCAGGGCUUUGUAGCAUUGGCAUUGCAUGGGGAGAGUGGCUGGUGCUAAGAGUGGCUGCUGCUGUGUCUGACCUGACAGUACCAGCAGUGGCUGUGAUUUAACGCAAUUACAUGUGGCAUCUCUUAUAAAUCAGCUGUGCAAAAUCCUGCUACAUAAACAAAAGUGAACAGAGGGAUUGUAGGAGAGACACCAGGUUAAUACUGGAGAGUAUGCUUUGAGGCAGGUCAGAUCCUUGCAUUUGAUGAAUUUUAGGUCUUCCAUGUAGAUUUUUGCUUUACUUGUUUUGUGGGGAGGGCAUUGUACUGCCAAAGUGAGUGACAAGGGCAUAGUAGCAUCCUGUUGUUAAUCAAGGCUUGGGAUUUUUGCAGAAUGAGAAAAUCCAUGUUAUAACAGUGCCAUACAACUUGGUAAAGAUUAUUUGUGCCUGCUGGGUAACAUGGUUGAGAAAAUUUGAUCGCAUUCGUCAAGGUGAAACUUAAUGCCACUACAUCACGAGGAGGAACAAUUAUGUACAACACACUCCCUGGCACAUGUUGGUAGUGUGGUCAGGCACUUGAAUACCGGUGCACUGCUUGUGCAGAGCCAGGCAGAAAAUUAACUGGCAAAAUUAAUUUAUUUGUAUAUUAGUAUUGAUGCUGGUGGAGACUUACCAGAAAAUUGAUUGUUAGAAGCAUGUGGAGCUUUUUUAUUAACAUUCUUUUUCUAAUGUAAAAUAUACACUAAAAUAAAAAUGUGAAAACCCAGUUCAUCUUAGCAGGGGCUUAACGUGAAAAUGGUUAUUUAAAUGCUGAUGCUUGCCUGUUUGCUAUAGGAAGCAGGUCACGUGUUAAGAUUUCACAGACAUAUGUCUCCUGCACUAGGAACAUGUAUGCAGGCCAGUAAGGUGGAGUUGGAGUCUCUGAUGUGAGGAGAUCUUUACUUCUGUGGAGAAGUCAUGGGAUUUCUCUUUCAUGCCACAUUUGGAGGCAUUGCCUUUGAUGCAUCUCUGUACUGUCAUGUUGUUCUUACACAAUGUCACUUGACAAAGAUUAAACUGGAGGGGGAAAAGUCCUAAAUUCCUGUGUGUCAGAAUAAGCUAACUCUGCUGUUGGAGCCAUUUCACAUCUGUCUGAGAUGUGUGAGACAGGUAUUUGCAGCAUGUAUAACUGGCAGGUGAAUUUUAACAAGAGAGAUUUAUCAGUUUAAAAGAGGAAUAGUUGUCAUAUGAACUAAUGCUGUGGCCAUUCCCCUCUUUAGGCUGGAGCUGUGGGGGCAGAUAUUUCCUUGUUCCAACCACCAUCUCCUGAUCUCAUUCCCUCCUCUGCAACAGCCUCUUUGUGCCCUCCUCAAAAUGUACCCUACGGGUCUGUCUUUUCCUUCCCAAAUGAUUCCCAAAGUCUGGGGAAGCUGGAUGCAGGGGAAGGCAGGAGCACAGGAUGAAGUGUGCUGUGUGCCCAGCAGUUUACGGUGUCUACAACUAAUCUUUAAACUGUUCUUUAAAGAUGCAAAGUACAAGGUACUAAGCUAGGAUUAAAAAAUGGUGUUCUUGUUGUCUAAGUGUGACUAGCUAACACCCAAUCUCUUUGCAGAACAGGUCUAUGGAAUUUCCUAAUCCCAAAGAGCGCUCUCACUGUUGUUACAUAGUUGUUUGGCUUUGAGCUACAUGAGAAGCAUUUUUGUCUCUCUCUCCUUCUCUCUCUCUCCCAUGCCCCCACAAAUAUGCUUUGCUAAGAAUCCUUGGUUCAUAGCUAGGCCAAAUAGCUGCAGCCAAACUUACCGAACAGACUGCUGAGGUGCUUCGCUGCGGAUUAGUAAUACCUGUUGCAUCAAGUGCCCUCUAAUUCUUCGAAAUUUCAUGAAGCUAGAGCCUUGUCAUCAGUUUUAUCCCCCCCACACAAACACACACGCCCUUUAGGAAGGCUGUGAAUGUCCUGGUUUGCGUGUGUAGACCCUACUUCUGUGCUUACUGGGAAAACAACAGGACUUAUUUUUGCAGCCCAGGCAGGGUGACUUCUGUGUUGCUGUCAUACAGAAAGUCACAGACUCUGAGAUGAAAACUGCACUAUUGGCUGUUUGUAUGAAGUGACUGAUGCUGCUCAAGAGGCAAAUGACAAGCAGGAAAGAAAACAGGUUUCUGACAUCAGAGCCGAAGGCCAGUUUUUUUCCCCUCUAUUAGCUGGGUACGCAGCCCUAUUCAAGUCAGUGCGGCUACAUGAAUGUAGACGAUUAGAAACUGGUUUGUGAGCCAUUGUCCUGAGGCACGUGUUUCCCUUUGAUGCAUUACUACUGCAGUCGUGGAAUGCCUGUUCUUUUUUUUUCUUUUUUUUUCUUUUUUUUUUCUUUUUUUGCAUUGGUUCCCACUCCUGCACCAGCCUGACACCUCCUCCUCAUCCUUGCAUCCGAUGCUCUCUCAUUUCAGCUUUGCUCGUGUUAAUGCAUUGGCUGCCUCAUCUCUAAUAGUCCUCAGGCUUCCCAGACUGUAACAAAAGGUUUUCUACUGACAACAUAAACUGCAUGACUGCUGCUCCACGCACUGAGGAAUGCGCCGUUCCCAUGCGGAGCAGCAGGAGGUUUCUGUACUAUAAUCUUGCACUCUUAAAUUUUAGACUUUUUAAGCGGGUGAAAAAUAGAACUUUAUUUUUAAAUGAGACACUUGUUCCGGGGCUUCCUUUCCAUGCCCGGGUCUGGUCAGGUGGUUCAGGUCUGGGGGCAGCAGGUGCUGCAGAGGCGGGGGAUGCCCCGUGUCCCAGAGGGGCGGCACUGGGGGUCCCACGAAGCAGCUGCCCCCCCCCCCCCGGCUUUUCUUCGCAGGCACUGGAGAGGGGCAGGGGAAACAGACGGUUGCAGUCGGUGUAUUGGAAAUAAAUUGUGACUUUCUAAUUUUA